AUGUCUGAAUACGGCGAUGAUGGAGAUGUUGGAGGGCCGGAGGAGCCCAUGUACGAGGACGAAGAACCUUUCGACGACGAACUCGACCCCGAAGUCCCCGAAGGCGAAGACGAGGAAUUCAAUCGACGAGGUGCCGAGGAAGAGGAAAACGUCAUCAUCUCUGGCGACGCUUCCACUUCGGCCAAUCGAGGCAAGGCUCCGGCCACCAAGUCGCUCAAGGACAAGAAGAUCCCCAACGAGGAGCGCGCCACCACGCCCUACAUGACCAAUAUGAAUGCGCCCGUCCUCGUUGACCUGGAAGGCGAGUCAGACCCGCUCCAGAUUGCUAUCAAGGAGCUGCGCGAGAAGAAGAUCCCCAUGAUUGUCCGCCGCUAUAUGCCCGACGGCUACUACGAGGAUUGGACAUGUGAGGAGCUGCUCCAGUGA
This is a messenger RNA of Durotheca rogersii, 426 nucleotides long. RefSeq names its product RNA polymerase Rpb6. Gene Ontology annotation, biological process: DNA-templated transcription. Bases 1 to 426 code for a protein of 141 amino acids. Gene Ontology annotation, cellular component: RNA polymerase II, core complex; RNA polymerase III complex; RNA polymerase I complex. The record is from RefSeq and is a predicted model, not a curated record. The transcript has 4 exons. Lineage: Eukaryota; Fungi; Ascomycota; Sordariomycetes; Xylariales; Xylariaceae. Gene Ontology annotation, molecular function: DNA-directed RNA polymerase activity; DNA binding.